AUGUCACAAGACCAGGAACAACAAGUGAAAAACUUGAAAAGAUUAUUAGAAGGUUGGCGCAUGGCGCUUUUGCCACUGAAGGCAGUAUUUUUAUGGGAACAGCGGUGGCAUCCAUGUGCUAUUGUUGCUUCCAUAACACUGGCAUAUUUAUUCAUUUGGCUUUUAGAUUUGAAUUUUCUUGCGACAAUUGCGAUUGUUGGCCUAGUUAUCAAUUUUAUUGAUUUCCUUGUGCCUUUUAUAUGCAACAUAAUUUAUAGCCCCAGUUCCUGGACAGGACAGAAAGAAAAAAUGUUUGAGGAAAUUUGUAGAAGUUUGGUUACUCAAUACAACAAAAUUGUGCACAGCAUUCACACAUAUUAUUCUUUACGAGAAAAUAGCCCUUGCAUGUACUACAUUAUGUCUAUCACCAUGUCCUGCACACUGGCUUGGAUGGCAUCGUCUAUUAACAAUAUAAUAUUGUUAUACAUCUUGUCAAUUGUGAUACUGUUAUGGCCUGGUAUUCAACACAGAGGAAUUUUCAACACAUUACUGUCAAUGGUCAAUAUGGCACCCAAAGUACCAUCAUUGAAAACAGAAUGA
This is a messenger RNA of Parnassius mnemosyne (clouded apollo), 579 nucleotides long. The record is from the annotation of a GenBank genome assembly. Lineage: Eukaryota; Metazoa; Arthropoda; Insecta; Lepidoptera; Papilionidae.